AUAACUGGAUAGGUGAGAGGUGAGAGAGCGCAAACAUUAAAAUUCAUGUCUUUUUUCUUUAUAUUUUCAAGUGGAUUGACGACGUGGGUGAGUUGCGGUGCAGAUGUACUGAGAAAAGCGCAUAAGCAGUCUCACGUCCAAACGGCAGCGCUUGGAUUUGUCAUCUCAGAUCUGGAUUUGCGCAGUGAGCGUUGGGAGGUAUGGGCUGCGCUCCCAGCAUUCACGUCUCUCAGAGCGGGGUGAUCUAUUGCAGGGACUCGGACGAGUCCAACUCCCCUCACCAGACCACAACUAUCUCCCAGGCGACUGCGACCACUCUCCACGGCCUUUUCAUUAAGACCGACGCGGCAGACUCCAUCCCUUCUGUGGUCGCCUACCAGACCAAACAUACCCGGACCAAUUCGCACCGCGACCGCCGAGAAAAUAGCGGACUGAACAGCUGCAUUGAGGCCGAGACGCAAACGAGCCACACGAGCUUCAAGCUCUCUCCCACAGAGGAAUGUUUUGGGCCAAUGCGACUGACUAAAGAACCGACUCAGGUCCUGCUGGUCUUUGGGAAGGAGGAUGGCCAGAGUGAUGCCUUCUGGUGGGCCUGCGAGCGGGCGGGCUUUAAGACCAACAUCGCCUGCACCCCAGAGUCCGUGCUUGAAGUCUUCCUGGAGAAGCACCACGAAAUCAUCGUCAUCGACGCCAGACCUGCUAGCCCCUUCGAGGCUGAAGCGGUCUGCAGGCUAAUUCGUGCCACCAAGCCUGGAGAGCAUGCUGUCAUGUUAGCCGUAGUACCACAAACACCACAUGACCAGGAGGAGCCUUCAGCCCUACCUCUGCUCAGUGCUGGAUUUAACAGAAGGGUCGUUGAGAGCGGCAGUGUCUCGGCCUGCUACAAUGAGCUCAUCCAGGCAGAACACGGAGAAGUGCGUGCACAGUUCAAGCUGAGGGCGUGUAACGCAGUGUUCACGGCGCUGGAGCACUGUCAGGAGGCGGUGGAGAUCACCAGCGAGGAUCACAUCAUACAGUACGUGAACCCUGCCUUUGAGCAGCUGAUGGGUUAUCAGAAAGGGGAGAUCAUCGGCAAAGAGCUGAACGAGUUGCAGAAAUGCGAGAAGAACAGAGCCGGCAUGUUGGACGCCAUCAGCACCUGUGUGAAGGAGGGAAAGGAAUGGCAGGGAAUUUACUAUGCCAGAAAGAAGUCUGGAGGCAGCAUACAGCAGCAUGUCAAAAUCACACCUGUGAUUGGCCAGGGAGGGAAAAUCAGACAUUUUGUGUCCAUCAAGAGUCUGCAUAAUGACAACAAAAGACAGGUAUCCAAGAUAAGCCGAGAGGAAAAACACAGCGGAGACCAUUCCCAACCAGAAGGCCAGUCCCUGCGGCGCAAGGACAGGAGAAAAGAGUCGGCCGAUGUCACCUCAGUCACCUCUCGGAGCAGCGACGCCCCCAGUUUGCACAACCGCAGGUACUCAUCUAUGGCCAGGAUUCACUCCAUGACCAUAGAAGCUCCAAUCACAAAGGUUAUCAACAUCAUCAACGCGGCCCAGGAGAGCAGCCCGGUGACUGUGGCCGAGGCCCUGGACAGGGUUCUGGAGAUCCUCAGGACCACUGAACUGUACUCCCCCCAGCUCGGCUCUAAAGAGGAUGACCCGCACACGGCCGACUUGGUGGGAGGUCUCAUGAGCGAUGGUUUGCGAAGACAAUCAGGGAAUGAGUGCAUCUUCUCAAAAAACAUGACUCAGAGCCUGAGCCGCCUGGCCAUGCCUGUUACUCUCAGCGACGUCCCGCCCUCCAUAGCCCAGCUGCUAGACGAUGAGGAACAGUGGGAGUUUAACAUCUUUGAGCUGGAGGCUGCAACCCUCAAAAGACCCCUGACCUACCUCGGUUUGAAAGUCUUCGCCCGUUUUGGUGUGUGCGAGUUCCUGGACUGCCCAGAGGCCACCCUGCGGUCCUGGCUGCAGGUCAUAGAGGGCAACUACCACGCUUCCAACUCCUACCACAAUUCCACACAUGCUGCUGACGUGCUCCACGCCACCUCCUACUUCCUUUGCAAAGAGAGGGUGAAGGGCAGUCUGGACCAGCUGGAUGAGGUGGCAGCGCUGAUUGCAGCGACGGUGCACGAUGUAGACCACCCAGGCCGGACGAACUCCUUCCUGUGCAACGCAGGCAGCGAGCUGGCCAUCCUCUACAAUGACACUGCUGUCCUGGAGAGCCACCACGCUGCCCUGGCCUUCCAGCUGACCCUGCGAGACAACAAAUGCAACAUCUUCAAGAACAUGGAGAGGACUCAGUUCCGGACGCUGCGACAAGCCAUCAUCGACAUGGUGCUGGCCACAGAGAUGACCCGACACUUUGAGCAUGUCAACAAGUUUGCCAACAGCAUCAAUAAACCCAUAGCUGCUAUUGAGGAGUCCAGCUCAAAUAGUGAGGGCAGUGAGUAUGAGAGUCCCGCCAGCUUCAGGAACUCCCCAGAGAACCGCCUGCUCAUCAAGCGCAUGAUGAUCAAGUGUGCAGAUGUGGCCAACCCCUGCCGCCCGCUGGAGCUGUGCAUAGAGUGGGCCGCACGCAUCUCCGAGGAGUACUUUGCUCAGACGGACGAGGAGAAGAGGCAAGGCCUGCCUGUAGUGAUGCCUGUCUUCGACCGAAGCACCUGCAGCAUUCCCAAGUCUCAGAUUUCCUUCAUCGAUUACUUCAUCACAGACAUGUUCGACGCGUGGGACGCCUUUGCCAGUCUGCCAGGAUUGAUGCAGCACCUGGCUGAAAACUACAAGUACUGGAAGAGCCUGGAUGAGAUGAAGUGCAAGAGUUUGAGGCCUCCGCCAUCUCCCUGAUAGCCCAGCACCCCCCAACCCUCACCUCCAGCCAGGGGGCACCCUGAACGCCCCGCCCACUGUGAUAACUGUGAUAUCACAAACAGUUAAACGAGAUCAGAAC
Messenger RNA from Megalops cyprinoides (Indo-Pacific tarpon), 2922 nucleotides. RefSeq names its product high affinity cAMP-specific and IBMX-insensitive 3',5'-cyclic phosphodiesterase 8B-like. The transcript has 22 exons. Gene Ontology annotation, molecular function: 3',5'-cyclic-AMP phosphodiesterase activity. The record is from RefSeq and is a predicted model, not a curated record. Lineage: Eukaryota; Metazoa; Chordata; Actinopteri; Elopiformes; Megalopidae. The coding region runs from base 201 to 2819 and encodes 872 amino acids. Gene Ontology annotation, biological process: regulation of DNA-templated transcription; signal transduction.